Molecule: messenger RNA, 1799 nt
Organism: Zea mays
Lineage: Eukaryota; Viridiplantae; Streptophyta; Magnoliopsida; Poales; Poaceae
Product: protein indeterminate-domain 16
Exons: 3
Coding region: 191-1537 (448 amino acids)
Cellular component (GO): nucleus
Molecular function (GO): DNA-binding transcription factor activity
Source: RefSeq, a predicted model, not a curated record
CUCUCUCCUUCCUAAGCUAGCUAUAUAUGACCCCCCAUGCCCACAAAGCCUUUCCACACAAACACAACGACGAUAUAUGCACCUUGAGCUUUCCACCCCAUAAAGACGAGCCAGCAGGGCCAGACACUUGGUAGUGUGUGUGUGCGUGUGACACCUUAAUUAGCUUGCUUGGCCAGGCAUUCACUGAUCGAUGGCACUACUGGUCAAGAGCCACCAGCAAAUGUUGGUCUCCUCCUCCACCACCUCCUCGUCGUCCCCUUCGUCGGCGUCCCAGCAGCGGCACCCGCCGCCACCUCCUCCUCCCUCCUCCUCCUGCCUCACCGACCAGCAACAGCCGUCCCCAGCCAAGCGCAAGAGGCGCCCUCCCGGCACGCCGGACCCCGAUGCGGAGGUGGUGGCGCUGUCGCCGCGGACGCUGCUGGAGUCGGACCGGUACGUGUGCGAGAUCUGCGGGCAGGGGUUCCAGCGCGAGCAGAACCUGCAGAUGCACCGGCGGCGGCACAAGGUGCCGUGGCGGCUCGUGAAGCGGGCGCCGCCGCCUGCUGGCGGCGGCGAGGACAGCGCCGGCGCUAAUAAUAGUAGCACAGCUGGUACAGGCGUUGGCGGCGGCGGCGGCGGCCCCCGGAAGCGCGUGUUCGUGUGCCCCGAGCCGAGCUGCCUCCACCACGACCCCGCCCACGCGCUGGGCGACCUGGUGGGCAUCAAGAAGCACUUCCGGCGCAAGCACGGCGGGCGGCGGCAGUGGGUGUGCGCCCGCUGCGCCAAGGGCUACGCCGUGCAGUCCGACUACAAGGCGCACCUCAAGACCUGCGGCACCCGCGGCCACUCCUGCGACUGCGGCCGCGUCUUCUCACGGGUGGAGAGCUUUAUCGAGCACCAGGACGCGUGCAACUCCAGCCGGAUACGCGGCGAGGCCGUGGCGGUAGCCGUGCCGGCGCCGCCGUCGGCGCUCCCGGUCAUCCGCCCCGCCGUCCCGCGGCACCAGCCCACGGUGGCACCGGCACCGCCGCCACCGGAGCUCCAGCUCCUCCCCGCCUCCGCGGCGGCAUCAGCGCCGCUGGCUAGCACACCGACCGCCUCUCUGUCCACCACCACAAACGCGUCACAGGAGCAAGAACCCCACGCGGCGGCGGCGGCGACGACGACGACGAAGCUGCAGCUCUCCAUCGGCCCCACCGUCAUCGCGCCGGGCGCCGACGCUGCUGCGGCGACCGCCUCCGCCGUCGGCGAGGAGGACGACUCCGAGGCGAAGGAGCUGCGGCGCGCGAUGAAGGAGAAGGCCGCAGCGGACGCGGCGCGGGCGCGGGCGCGCGGGGAGGCCGCCGCGGCGGAGCGCGCGCUGGACGAGGCCCGCCGCGCCAGGCAGCGCGCCCGGGCCGACCUCGAGAAGGCGUGCGCGCUGCGGGACCACGCCGCGCGCCUGCUCGCGCAGGUCACCUGCCACGCGUGCCGCCAGCGCUCGCUCGCCGUGGCCGGCGGCCCCGCGGUGGCCUGCGACUCCAUUAUCAGGGGAGGAGGAGGAGAAGCAGGCAUCUAGCUCCACCACCCGUGCUCGUGUGCAUGCAUUGCAUAUACCGUAUGCACUGCCUUGUAGAUCUAGCUAAGCUAAUUCGUAAUGUAGGACGGCCUUGUCGGUCGUGUCGUGUGGCCAUUACUGCAUUGAAUGCAACCAUAUGCGCCCGCUUGGUUUCUACUUUCUAGGGUGCUACAAGUUGCAACGUUGUUUGGCCUAGUAAAAGUAUGAAUGAGAUCAUGCACGUCAAAAUAACCUCAAAGGCAAAGGCUGAUUUGAUGACCAA